UACUCAAUACUCAUUGUUCAAAUUCAUUUCAAAAUUGAAUUUUUCUCAUAAAUCAUCUUCCUUACUAAUCAACGUGAUAUACCUCACUAAUCUCAUUUACGUUUAAUAAAUUAUUACUUAUGUCUCUCUCAAGUCUCAAAACAAAACCUAAUAGUGGUCAAAAUGGGAAAAUGCAAAUUUUAAUGAAACUUAUUUUUUAAUUUGUUUUUUUUUUUUUUUUUUGGCAAUGACCCAAUAUUUUUCUACCGUAAUUAAUUCCACCCUCUUUAUAAAUAGACCAACAUCUCUAACUUAUUUAUAUUUUACAUACCAACUCCUAAAACACCUUCAAAAAAAAAAAUACAUACCAACUCCCAAAACACCUCUACUAGUCGUACUCGCUCCCAAAUUCGUCACACCACUUACCAUUCAAACUUCCGCCAUCAACACUCGACCCGACCGACCCGUUCAAGUCAAAGCCCGAUGGGCUUCCCAACCGGGUAUGCCCAAGAAUUCCUCCCAAAAAUCUUCAUAAACUCCCUUUCUCUCUUCAAUUUCCUCCAACCUUUCAUCCUCAAUCUCUCAAGAUUCUCGGGUCUCUCCCAUUUCCUCGAACCCGAUAUCUUCUGGCCCGAACCCGGGCCCGAAUCCAAGCCCGCAACCGCCACCAUUAUCCAAGAAAUGCUACCCGUGAUGAAAUUCAACGACGUGGUAUGUUCAUUUUCGCCCGGGUCAAACCAGGCCGAGCAAUGCGCGGUUUGUUUGUAUGAUUUCCGAGAUCACGAGGAGAUCCGACGGCUGACAAAUUGCGGGCAUAUAUUUCAUAGAGCGUGUGUGGACCGUUGGAUGGAUCAUGAUCAGAUUACGUGUCCUCUUUGUAGGACAGCCUUUGUGCCAGAUGAGUUGAUGGAGGUUUUUCAUGAAAAGCUUUGUGCUGCUUCUGUUUCUGCUAUUCCUGAAUUUGGUGGGGAGUUUUCUGUAAUUAAUAAUUUCUUGUAGAUUUUUUGGUUUUUAUUUUCUUAGAUUUCUUUUUAGGUGUAUUAAUAUGAAAUGAACUUAUAAUUGUACAAUUGUAUACAGUAAUCAGAGUUCUUAUAUGUUAAGGCUAAGAACAAUUCAAUUUUGGUAAUUGUAGGGUAUGAAUGUAUGAUGGGUUAAUUAUAUGGUAUCAUUGAUAGUA
This is a messenger RNA of Chenopodium quinoa (quinoa), 1159 nucleotides long. Its product is annotated as E3 ubiquitin-protein ligase RHA1B-like. The record is from RefSeq and is a predicted model, not a curated record. Lineage: Eukaryota; Viridiplantae; Streptophyta; Magnoliopsida; Caryophyllales; Amaranthaceae. Gene Ontology annotation, biological process: protein ubiquitination. Bases 463 to 978 code for a protein of 171 amino acids. The transcript has a single exon. Gene Ontology annotation, molecular function: ubiquitin protein ligase activity.